CAAUUUUUCUGGAAGACCCUCAAAAUAUUAUAUCGCUUACUGAGUACAAUAAGAAAAAACAACUAGCUUCUAUUUGGGCUGAUAUAAUCAACGAAGACCAAUUAAUUACAAAUACCUCUAUAAUCAUUGAGAAAAUUACUAAUACCUCUAUGGUUGUUGAGAAAGACAAUAUAAAUAACUCUAUAACUGUUGUACAAGACUAUCAAGAUAAUAUUCAAAAUGGUCAAGAUAAUUAUAAUAAUAAAAUUACAAUUAAGGUUGAUGACUCUUUUUCUUCAUAA
Dentiscutata erythropus is the source of this 281-nucleotide messenger RNA. The record is from the annotation of a GenBank genome assembly. Lineage: Eukaryota; Fungi; Glomeromycota; Glomeromycetes; Diversisporales; Gigasporaceae.